AUGUUUUUUUUAUUUAUUUUUUUUGUUCUUCCUCUUCUCGCCUUCUUUCUUUUUUUUUUCUCUUCUCCCUUCGUAUAUAUCACGUUCCGUUGUUCAUCAUUGAUUCCCUCACCGCCAAAUUACAUAAAAACACAAAACCGAAACGCCCCGUUAGUCGCGUGGUUUCAAGGGAUGGUUACAGUUGCUGCAGUAAAUUCGAGUCACAAUGUAGAGGUGUUGGAACAAAGCGUAAAACAGAAAGAAAAAAAAACAAAGUCAAAUGAACAAACAAAUAAAAAAAAGAAGAAACGAACUUUAAAAAAAAAAAAAUCACGCCCUCCAUGUACAAACAAGGGGCCAAGAAUCAAAGGAAGUGGUCACAACUACGACCACACAUCUAUCUUUAUCCUUUCCCCCUCAUUCUGUGCAGGAUAUGCACUGACAGGAGAAAAGAGGGAAUAUUUUUUUUAA
Trypanosoma brucei brucei TREU927 is the source of this 450-nucleotide messenger RNA. RefSeq lists its product as hypothetical. NCBI's taxonomy places the organism in Eukaryota, Euglenozoa, Kinetoplastea, Trypanosomatida, Trypanosomatidae. The coding region runs from base 1 to 450 and encodes 149 amino acids. The record is from RefSeq and is a predicted model, not a curated record. The transcript has a single exon.